CAGCGUCGUGGAUAUUCCUGGUGCUGGGGGGUUGUUUCGUCUCAUCUGCUUCUUCUUCGGUUUGUGUGGGUGAGAGAUGAUAACAGGCAUUUCCAAGAAAAGGCAACGUGUCGGAAGCAGCAGCCGCAUCUCCUCUUCUUCCUCUUCCUUCCCCGACACCGACGGAACCCUAACCGAAUACCCCAAACCCCCGUUACCUCUCCUCCGUUCCGUACCUGGCGGUUUCAAUGAUCCUCUCACCUCUGACGUCAUCCUCCGCCUCCAGUUCGAUUCCUCUCCCUUCGAUCCCGACCCCAAACCCUCCUUCACCGAUGUCGACGACCACUCCCCCAUCGACCUCCAUCUCCACUCCAACGCCCUUCGUCGAUCCAAGUACUUCGCCGCCCUUCUUUCUGAUCGCUGGCAGACCAUAUCAAACGGUCCAGAUGAUCCUGACUCGAUGCUCCGUCUAAAUCUUAAGAUUCCUGCGUCCGUCGGCUCUAUGGACCCUCAUCUGACGGUUCUGCAGCUCCUCUACUCGGACGAUUUCUGUGGCACCAUCAUCAGUGCCGCCGUUGCUUUGGCUGUCCUCCCUGUUGCGCUCCAGCUCCUAUUUGAUGAUUGCAUCCAUGCCUGUGUUCAGUUCCUGGAGGCCGUUCCCUGGAGCGAGGACGAAGAAAAUGCCGUUCUUGGCAUAAUCCCAUUGCUCGGGCAUAAAGAGUCUCAGGACCUGCUCGCCCGGGUCUCACCACCCGGCCGGGACUCGUCCGAAGAGAUGCUUCACCGGCUCGUCAUGGCCUCGAUCGGGAACCACCCAAAUGUGGCAUCUGUGAAGGUCAAGGCUUUUGUGGCGAAAAUGCUGCGGGACUUCCCGUCGAGGGACCCAGUGCGGCGGGUCUUCGAUCGGGCGUUCCGGACGAGCUUGAAGACAGUGAAGGAAUCACUUGAGAAGUACUCGAGCCCAGAUUUCAGGGGGGAUCAUGAUGAGACAGAGGCGAUCCAGCGGUUGAAUCUGCACACAGCGGUAUACCAUGGCAAGGAUCUGUUGUGGCUCGUGGAGAGGAUGAUUGAACUGAGAAUUGCAGAUACGGCAGUGAAGGAGUGGAGUGAGCAGACAGCAUUCGUGGCGGAUUUGCAGAGGGCAUUCCAGGAUGACACUUGGAGGAAUAUUGCACCGGGCUUGCCAGCUCUUGUGCUCCGGUGCACAGGACGCCUUGCGGAGGCUGUUGCUGCUGGUUCAAUUUUGGCUGCACGAGAGGUAAGAUUGAAGCUCGUAAGUGUUUGGCUUCCAGUGUUGAUCGUUUGCAGAGAGAAGAAUGUUUCGCCUAUACCUUCGGGUCAGAAACAGCUAUAUCAGGAAUUGGAAGAGACAUUCCUGAAGAUAAUAUCCACGCUACCCAUGUCGGAUGCUGAGUUAUUGCUGCAUCACUGCCUCAGCUUUGCCACCCGCAAUGUUGAAGACUGCCCACACCUUGUCUCAGCUUUCAAUACGUGGUUCCGUCGGGCUACUCGACCCCCACAUGAUGACAGUGCCAGUUGAAGGAGACCCUGGCUGUUCGCUUGGUUAUCUCGGGCCGUUGCUUUUGUGCUGCACCUGUAAUAUCAGAUCCAGGACUAUCUGUUGACUUCAUGUGAACGGGCGAAAAUUGUGUAUACUGUAAAUUUGACUGCCUUCUAUAUGUGCAUGUAUCCAACUAAUGUAUGUUUCUCGUCUAUGAAAGCUAUGCUUUUGUGAUGCU
Magnolia sinica is the source of this 1718-nucleotide messenger RNA. Its product is annotated as BTB/POZ domain-containing protein At3g05675-like. NCBI's taxonomy places the organism in Eukaryota, Viridiplantae, Streptophyta, Magnoliopsida, Magnoliales, Magnoliaceae. The record is from RefSeq and is a predicted model, not a curated record. The coding region runs from base 77 to 1519 and encodes 480 amino acids. The transcript has 2 exons.